UCGCGGGGCGGGGCCCGCGCCGGCGGCCGCCUCCUUCCCUCAGCCGCGGUCCUUCGGCGCGCAUCCCGGGGCGCCGGGAUGGCCCAGAGUGCGGAGCCCGGCGCGGGCGCACCGGAGGGCGGGCCUGAGGACGAGGUGCUGGCCUGCGGCGGCGCCCUCGAGUCGUUCGGCGAGAGCCUGGAGGCGCGCGCGCUGCUCGGCCGCCUGCGGGCGGUGCUGGGCGACCGCGCGGCCCGGGAGGGCGUCCUGGAGCGGUUCCGAGUAAUAAUGGACAAAUACCAGGAGCAGCCUCACCUGUUGGACCCACACCUUGAAUGGAUGAUGAACUUAUUGCUGGAUGUAGUUCAGGAUGAGACAUCUCCAGUGGACCUUGUACAUCUGGCUUUUAAAUUUCUUUACAUCAUCACCAAGGUUCGAGGAUAUAAAACAUUCCUUCGUUUAUUUCCUCAUGAAGUAGCUGACGUACAGCCUGUUUUAGAUAUGUUUACAAAUCAGAAUCCUAAAGACCAUGAAACUUGGGAGACCCGCUACAUGCUUCUACUGUGGCUCUCUGUGACCUGCCUGAUCCCUUUUGAUUUCUCACGCCUUGACGGGAACCUCCUUACUGAACCUGGGCAAAGUCGAAUGUCCAUAAUGGACCGUAUUCUCCAAAUAGCAGAGUGCUACCUGGCUGUCAGCGACAAGGCACGAGACGCAGCUGCUGUCCUCGUGUCCAGGUUUGUCACACGGCCCGAUGUUCAGCAGAAGAAAAUGGCGGGUUUUCUGGACAAGAGCCUGUGUACCUUGUCCCGCUCUUCCUUCCAGACCAUCGAAGGGGUCAUUGCCAUGGACGGGACGCUACAGGCCCUGGCACAGAUAUUUAAGCAUGGAAAGCGUGAAGACUGUUUACCGUACGCUGCCACCGUUCUCCAGUGCCUGGAUGGCUGCAGGAUUCCCGACAGCAACCAGACUGUGCUCCGGAAGCUCGGCGUGAAGCUGGUGCAGCGGCUGGGUCUGACCUUCCUGAAACCCAGGGUGGCGAGGUGGAGGUACCAGCGCGGCUGCCGCUCCCUGGCUGCCAACCUGCAGCUGUGUGCCCAGGGUCGGCGCGAGCUGAAGGCGCCCGUGGAGACUGCUGACAGUGAUGAGGACUGCGAUGUCCCUGAGGAGGUGGAGAGUGUGAUAGAGCAGCUGCUGGUCGGGCUGAAGGACAAGGACACGAUUGUGCGGUGGUCUGCGGCCAAAGGGAUCGGCCGGAUGGCUGCAAGGCUGCCCAAGGAGCUGGCGGACGAUGUGGUAGGGUCUGUGCUGGAGUGUUUCAGUUUUCAGGAGACGGACGGUGCCUGGCAUGGGGCGUGUCUGGCGCUGGCAGAGCUGGGCAGAAGAGGCCUGUUGCUGCCUUCUCGACUUGCUGAUGUGGUUGCGGUGAUCCUGAAGGCGCUGACCUACGAGGAGAAGCGUGGCGCCUGCAGCGUUGGCACCAACGUCAGGGAUGCUGCGUGCUACGUGUGCUGGGCCUUUGCGCGUGCCUAUGAGCCGCAAGAGCUGAAGCCCUUUGUGACCGCUAUUUCGAGCACGCUGGUGAUUGCAGCGGUGUUUGACCGAAGCGUGAACUGCAGAAGAGCGGCCUCUGCUGCUUUCCAGGAGAAUGUGGGAAGACAGGGCUCUUUCCCUCAUGGAAUCGAGGUCCUGACCGCAGCGGACUAUUUUGCUGUUGGUAACAGAUCUAACUGUUUCCUGGUUAUAAGCACGUUUAUUGCUGGUUUUCCUGAGUACACGCAGCCAAUGAUAGACCACCUGGUGACCAUGAAGAUCAACCACUGGGAUGGGGUCAUCAGAGAGCUGUCGGCGAAGGCUCUGCAUAACCUGGCCCAGCGAGCACCCGAGUACAGCGCUGCUCACGUCUUCCCACGUCUACUGUCCAUGACACAGAGCCCAGACCUGCACACGCGGCAUGGGGCUGUACUUGCCUGCGCGGAGGUCACCCGCAGCCUCUGUGGACUCGCGAUGCAGGAGGGCAGGCCCACCACGGAUCUCCUGGGCGAGAGGACAGUGCAGGGCCUGAAGCAGAUCCACCAGCAGCUUUACGAUCGUCAGCUAUACAGGGGUCUGGGAGGGGAACUCAUGAGACAAGCAGUGUGCGUUUUAAUAGAGAACUUGUCCCUGUCCAAAAUGCCCUUGGCCGGUGACGCUGUUAUCGAUGGUUGGCUAUGGCUGAUAAAUGACACUCUGAGAAAUCUCCACCUUAUCUCAAGUCAUUCUAGACAAAAGACCAAGGACGCUGCGGUCUUGGCCCUGGCCGCUCUCUGUCGAGAGUACUUCAUGAAGGAGCCUGGGGAGGCGGAUCCUGCUGGGCAGGGGGACCUGGUCACGCAGUAUCUUGCUGCGCUUCGGAGCCCCGAGGAGGCGACGCGCUGUGGCUUCUCGCUGGCCUUGGGUGCCCUCCCAGCCCUCCUCCUGCGAGGCAGGCUCCAGCAGGUUCUAGCAGGCUUAGGAGCCGUUACCUGCGUUUCUCCAGAGGACGCGAGCUUUGCGGAGGCCCGGCGGGACGCCUUGAAGGCAAUUGCCAGCAUUUGCCAGACAGUUGGUGUGAGAGCAGAGGGAGCUGCGGAUGACGUCCUGUGCAAAGGGACCGUCUCCCAGGUUUACCACGUGCUGCGGGGCUGCCUGAACGACUACACCACGGACAGCCGCGGGGACGUGGGCGCAUGGGUCCGUGAGGCCGCCAUGACCAGUCUGAGGGACCUGACGCUUCUGCUCGCCAGGGACCAGCCAGAGCUGAUGGAGGCCCACAUCUGCGAGCAGGUCAUGUGCUGCCUGGCCCAGCAAGCAAGCGAGAAGAUUGAUCGGCUCCGCGCGCACGCUGCCUGUGUGUUCCUGGCGCUGCUGCACCCGGACGGCCCUCUUGUGCCCCAUGUGCCCCACCGAGCAGAGCUGGAGAGGCUCCUCCCCAGGUCCCACAUGGCCUCCGUGAACUGGAACGCACCAUCCCAGGCCUUCCCAUGCAUCACGCGGCUGCUGGGGCUGCCCACCUACCGCUACCACGUCCUGCUGGGUCUGGCCGUGUCCGUGGGCGGCCUGACGGAGUCCACGGUCAGGUACUCAACGCAGAGCCUCUUUGAGUACAUGAAGGGAAUUCAGCAUGACCCGCAGGCCCUGGGGAGCUUCGGUGAGACCCUUCUGCAGGUAUUUGAGGACAACCUGCUCAACGACAGGGUCUCUGUGCCACUGCUGAAGACGCUGGACCAGAUGCUGGCCCACGGCUGCUUCGACACCUUUGCCACGGUGGAGAACCACCCCUUCUGCAUGAGGCUGCUCAUGCUCUGCAAGGAGGAAAUCCAGAAGUCCAGGGACGUCCAGAAACUGCGGUCCGGCGUUGCUGUGUUUUGCGGGAUGGUACAAUUUCCCGGCGACGUGAGGGCAAAGACCCUCCUGCAGCUGCUGCUCUUGCUCUGCCACCCCUUCCCCGUGGUCCGGAAGGCCACCGCUAGCCAGGUGUAUGAGAUGGUGCUCACCUACAGUGACCUCGUGGGCGCAGAUGUCCUGGAUGAGGUCACGGCUGUGCUCGGCAACACGGCCUGGGACGCGGAGCUCCCGCUCGUGAGAGGCCAGCGGAACCGCCUGUGUGACCUCCUUGGUGUGCCCAGACCUCAGCUGGUCCCCAAGCCCAGCACCCGCUGACUGGUCCCUAGCCGAGUCCCGACACCCGCCCUGCAGGGAGGAGCUGGACGACACCACGAGGGACCUGGUGCCACACCUGGGCAAGAGGGCAGCACUUGAGGACUUGCAUCUCGUCGCCAUGGAGCUGGCCUUUCCUCACGUGUCCUGGGCUCUUGGUGCUGUGGCGCUUAAACACGAGUCUCUGCCUAUAAAGUCACGUCCUGAGCAUU
Manis pentadactyla (Chinese pangolin) is the source of this 3869-nucleotide messenger RNA. It is a transcript of the gene TBCD, whose product is annotated as tubulin folding cofactor D. The transcript has 39 exons. Gene Ontology annotation, biological process: adherens junction assembly; post-chaperonin tubulin folding pathway; bicellular tight junction assembly. Gene Ontology annotation, cellular component: lateral plasma membrane. NCBI's taxonomy places the organism in Eukaryota, Metazoa, Chordata, Mammalia, Pholidota, Manidae. The coding region runs from base 79 to 3660 and encodes 1193 amino acids. The record is from RefSeq and is a predicted model, not a curated record. Gene Ontology annotation, molecular function: beta-tubulin binding; GTPase activator activity.